AUGGAUGGUGCCGCAGAUUACGAACAGAGACAUGUGCACGAGGUGUACCAAGACAUUGCAGGUCACUUCUCGUCGACUCGAUACAAGCCGUGGCCUGUGGUCGACAAGUUCCUCCGCCGCCUGCCCGCGGGGUCUGUCGGUCUCGACGUAGGGUGUGGAAACGGAAAAUACUUGGCCGUGAACAAGGACAUCUUCAUUAUUGCGUCUGAUAGGUCCAAAGCCCUAGUGGAGAUUGCCCGCCAACACCAACCGCAUACCGCCAUUGUCGCUGACAUCCUGAGUCUCCCUCACCCUAGAGAUCUGUUUGAUUUUGCCCUUUCCAUUGCGGUCGUACACCACCUAUCGUCCCCGGCACGAAGGGUUGAAGCUAUCAGAGAAAUCUUGCAGACAUUAAAACCACCCCCCAAAUCGGACCGGGGAAACGGAGAAAGAGGAGGGGGAGGUCAGGCAUUGAUAUUCGUAUGGGCGCUGGAGCAGAAAGACAGCCGACGAGGUUGGGAUCGCGGUCACGAGCAGGAUGUGCUUGUGCCGUGGGUUCUUAAGCCGGAUGUCGCCUCCAGAUCCAAAUCGGAGGCUCAGAUCUCCAACCCGCCGAUCUCGACGACUUAUCAUCGAUAUUAUCAUUUGUAUCGGGAGGGUGAGCUGCAGGAAGACGCGAAGGCUGCUGGUGCGAAGAUAGUCGAGUCCGGCUAUGAUCGACAUAACUGGUGGGUUAUACUUGCCCGACAAGACUGA
This is a messenger RNA of Fonsecaea erecta, 735 nucleotides long. RefSeq lists its product as hypothetical. The coding region runs from base 1 to 735 and encodes 244 amino acids. The transcript is spliced from 3 exons. Lineage: Eukaryota; Fungi; Ascomycota; Eurotiomycetes; Chaetothyriales; Herpotrichiellaceae. Gene Ontology annotation, molecular function: S-adenosylmethionine-dependent methyltransferase activity; tRNA binding. The record is from RefSeq and is a predicted model, not a curated record. Gene Ontology annotation, biological process: tRNA wobble uridine modification. Gene Ontology annotation, cellular component: cytoplasm; nucleus.